This is a messenger RNA of Cryptococcus deneoformans JEC21, 1882 nucleotides long. RefSeq names its product expressed protein. Lineage: Eukaryota; Fungi; Basidiomycota; Tremellomycetes; Tremellales; Cryptococcaceae. The record is from RefSeq and is a predicted model, not a curated record. Bases 150 to 1712 code for a protein of 520 amino acids. The transcript has 11 exons.
CGCCAUCUUCGCGCGAGCUUGUCUGUUAUCGGUCAAUCGCGUUCAUCUCACUCAAUUUCAGUCCCAUCUCAGCGUCCACUACUUCUUUCGCCACUCCUUGCCUCUUGCUAAACUAUACCCCGCCAUCACGAAUUUAUCACCGAUAUACUAUGUCACCAUCCAAACGAGCUCGCGAUCUUGCGCCUUUGUCUUGGGAAGCCCCCUCUGAAGAGGAAUAUAAGAGCUUAAGACGGUACAAGUCAUUUCUGAUGCCCCCGAACAUCUCUUACUAUCUUGGAGAUUUUGUUUGGCUCGCUCAUGAACACUCACGACCACCCAUUCCGGAAUCGCCUCCUCGUAAAAAAUCACGCGCUUCUCAUGCAGCCGAAUCAGCGGUUGAAAAAGAAGAAGAAUAUGAUGACGAGGAGGAGGAGGAGGAAGUUGAUGAGACUGAAGAGGAGAAGCAGAGAAGGGAGGCCGACGCGAUGUGGAAGGCCGGAUACUGGAUAGGGAGGAUUGUGGAGAUUAGGGCAAGGGAUAAGACUUACGUUUGGAUGAAGGUCAGAUGGAUGUGCCGAACAGUAAAAGAGCUUAGAGAAUCGGAUGUGAAGACCGGACUACCAAAAGGCAAAGUUGGUGGUCGUGAGAUCUUUAUGCUUGGUCGAGAGUUUGACGCGGUCCAGCCUGUCGGCACUGUCGAAUCUCACGCUCCUGUGACUCUCUAUGAUGAAUCCAAUCCCAUGCAGGAGCCUUUUGACAACAAUACCAUCUUCUAUCGAAGUGAAGCUCGCACCCCCAGCCUCGAGGAAUCUGCUGUUAUCCAAGCCAAACUGAACCCCGCGAAAGCAAGCUCCAAAAGAGCUCGUCAAUCUGACAUCUCUCGUUCAAGACAUCUUUUCCAAUAUCAACCACCUACAUGCUACUGUACGGAACCCUAUCUCCCUAUAACCGACCGCCCAGAACCUAUGGCUCUUUGUCCCAACCCUGGGUGUCUUAAAUGGUUUCAUCUCGGCUGUCUCGACUGGCGUGGAGGCGACUAUCGCCGUCCCCUCACCCCUUUUUCCAUUUCAUAUAUCCGCUCUUCUGGCCUCCAACUACUUCCUCUAGCAGAUUACACAUCGUCUCCCGAAGUCCAAUCCGACGUCAUCCGGCCCCUUACGCCUGGAAAACCAUUUUGGGAAGUCGUUAACGGCACUCCUACACCGAAAGAAAUUGAGAAAUUGAGAGAAGAAGGAUUGGCAGAAUGUCAGAAUGAGUAUGCAAAACGGGAUGACCAGGAGAGCGAUAAGGUCAGGCAGGAGAAGGAAGGGGUUCUGAGUUUUGCGGAGCUUCAGGCGUGGGCUGGACAGGUGGAUGAGCAGAUCCCGGAAGUUAUUCAACAAGCAGCCAUCGCUCCUAUUCUACGAGGCGAGAAAGCUGGAGUAGUUGGCAAUGCCCGAAAAGUCCUCGGAGCCCGGCAAAUCAUCUGCAAUGCCAUCAAUCUCUCACUAUAUUCGUCCUCAGCCAACUCUGUCAUCAAUAUCAAGGUAGAAAGCGAUAGCGAAAGGAAUGGCGGUGGUGAUACAAAGGAAAAAGCAGUGGAUGUGACAGCCAAGGUCGCUGGAGCGGAUGAAUCGCAUCCGAGUAUCCUACAAAUGGUGGAGGAAUGGCUGUUGACGCAUGGAGAUGAUCUGGAUGAGAGCGAGGCGAGGACUGUCAUAUGGAGGUGCCCCAGCUGCUCGAGGUUCCUAUAAAAGAAGAUAGUACAUUCGAAGACGAGUUUGGAAUGGUAUUUCGGGGGUAGAAAGUGAAUGGGACGAUGGAUGUCCAUUUCUUGGGUUUUAAGGUAUGGAAGUAUAGGAAUUUUUAGCCUAGAAUCGUAGCAUAAACGGUAUGUAAACCCAUCUUGGUGCAUGUAUUGAAC